Molecule: messenger RNA, 4449 nt
Organism: Cadophora gregata
Lineage: Eukaryota; Fungi; Ascomycota; Leotiomycetes; Helotiales; Ploettnerulaceae
Exons: 1
Coding region: 890-4201 (1103 amino acids)
Cellular component (GO): membrane
Source: RefSeq, a predicted model, not a curated record
UGUAGGUUCAGGGGAUGCCCCGAUGACGACAAUGGAAAGAUGUGGCGCAGCUACCCCAACUACCUUGCACUGCGUAUCCGUGCCUGCCUAGGUUGGAGCUUCGUAUGGUCACCCGAGAAUCAACGUCGAGCAACCUUCCACCAACAACAACAACAUCAACAACAACUAUCUACUUCACCACCCCUUACUCUUGCAUCUAGCACAGCUUGUCAUGAGCUCCAUAGGACCGAAAUAGACUGAAGAACACCCUCGGCCACUUCUCAGUAACCUCCGCUUGAAAUAGCAAUCUGCGCCGCUGGGCGACGCUUGGGAGGACUUCUGCAAGAUGGGGUUGAGGCAUUUGGCCGCCGCGGCGAUCGGGCUGCUCAGUCUUGCAUCCGGAGAGCUAUUUACACAAAAACACGAGAAAGGGAGAUGUGCUCUACGAGGAACUUGUGGGGGCGGAGGCUUUUUUUCCCCCGCUCUCCCGUGUGUGGACAAUGGUCUCGCGAAAGCCCCGGAGGAAGACGUGAGGGCGCAGCUCCUGGAACUAUGCCCGGAGGACAAAUGGAAACAAGGGCCGCUAUGCUGCGAAAAAGACCAGGUUUGAUGAAUCCUUUCAUGAUAUGACAGCUGCUAAGUGAGACAGCUUGACGUCCUGUCGGACAACCUCAAAAAGGCCCAGUCAUUCAUCGCAGAUUGUCCUGCAUGCAAGAACAAUUUUUACAACACCUUUUGCACCUUCACUUGCUCCCCCGAUCAAUCCCUCUUCAUCAAUAUUACCCAAGCAGAAAAGGGCGCCGAGGGGUUGAGAGUGACGGAGCUGGACCAACUAGUCUCUGACGAAUACGGGUCCGGAUUCUAUGACAGUUGCAAAGACGUUAAAUUUGGACCUACGAACUCGAAUGCGAUGGCCUUUAUUGGAGGAGGAGCAAAGAAUUACACCGAUUUUUUGAAAUUCUUGGGGAAGAAAUCCCCUCCUUUUGGUUCGCCAUUUCAAAUCAACUUUCCCAGGCCGAGCAAAUAUCCAGAAAAGGCAAUGAAUCCAUUGCCCAUGAAACCGAAAGCAUGCAACGAUACCAACCCAAACUUUCGGUGUCCUUGCAUCGACUGUCCUGCCGUGUGCCCAACAUUGCCAGAUAUCACCGAAGCUGGAUCAUGCCAUGUUGGAUUAUUGCCAUGUCUAUCGUUUGGAGCUAUCCUGACGUACAGCGUUCUUAUCCUCUCGCUUGUUACGGCAAUUUCUGGUCACGUUGCCUGGGCUAAGCACAGUAGAAGGAGAUCCGAACGGUUGCGACUUCUUCAAGAUGCUUCGCCAAGCGACGACGAAGACGAAGGCGAUAUGGUUCAUAAUGGUGCUAUGUAUGACCGCCCGCAGAGAACAUACAAGCUUAAUUCCUUCUGCGACAGCGCAUUCAGUCACCUGGGCUUCACCGCCGCUCGAUUUCCCGGAAUCACUAUUGGAACGAGCAUUCUCAUUGUUGGACUUCUCAGUAUUGGUUGGAUUCGGUUCGAUAUCGAAAGGGACCCUGCUCGGUUAUGGGUCAGCCCCACAUCUGCUGCCGCUGAGGAGAAGAACUUUUUCGAUACGAACUUUGGUCCUUUUUAUCGCGCAGAGCAAAUUUUCUUGGUCAAUGAGACGGUUUCGAAUGCGUCGAGUCCAGUGCUAAGUUAUGACACAUUGAAGUGGUGGAUAGAUGUCGAAAAACGAGUCAGUGGCUUGAAAGGUGCCAAAACCAAUACCACAUUUGACAGUGUAUGCUUCAAGCCUACUGGCGAUGCUUGCGUUGUGCAGUCUGUAGCUGCAUAUUUCGGAAACGACAUCACCACCGUCUCUCCGAGCACCUGGAAAAAGAAAUUGCGGGAAUGCGCUGAGUCACCCGUGGGAUGCCUUCCUGAAUUUCAACAGCCAAUCGACCCUAGCAUGAUUCUUGGUGGCUUAGACGGAGUUGGUGAUGUUGCAGAUUCACCUGCAAUGGUUGUUACCUGGGUUAUCAAGAAUUAUGCUGAAGGCUCGUCCGAGAUCGAAAAGGCGAUGGAAUGGGAACAAAGCCUGAAGGACACUCUGCUUGAAGUCCAAAUGGAAGCAUCAGAGCGGGGUCUGAGAUUGUCAUUCUCCACGGAGAUCAGCUUGGAACAAGAGCUCAAUAAAUCCACAAACACUGAUGCUAAGAUUGUCGUUAUAAGCUACAUUUUCAUGUUCAUCUACGCAUCCCUCGCUCUUGGCUCCACAACCCUAUCAAUACGAUCAGUACUCCGAAACCCAGCAAGCUCUCUCGUAGAGUCUAAGUUUACCCUCGGCGUUGUGGGCAUUCUAAUUGUUCUGAUGUCUAUAUCAGCAUCAAUUGGCCUGUUCUCAGCAGCUGGUAUCAAGGUGACACUCAUCAUUGCAGAAGUCAUUCCAUUCAUCGUUUUGGCUGUUGGUGUCGAUAACAUUUUCUUGAUUGUGCACGAAUUCGAGAGGGUCAACGUCAGCCACCCCGACGAGAUGGUUGAGUUCAGAAUUGCCAAAGCUCUUGGACGUAUGGGACCAUCAAUCCUCUUAUCAGCAAUUACCGAGACUAUUGCCUUCUCGUUGGGAGCGUUCGUGGGCAUGCCUGCUGUUCGUAAUUUUGCCGUCUAUGCUGCCGGGGCUGUCUUCAUCAAUGCCGUACUUCAGGUUACUAUGUUCGUAUCAGUACUCACUCUAAAUCAGAGAAGAGUUGAAGAUCGAAGAGCAGACUGCUUUCCAUGCGUUCAGAUCAAACGUGCUGGCAUACAGCUUAGCUCGACCGGAAACGGGUACAUGCGACCUUACGAGGGACAAGAUGAAGGCACCCUGCAAAAGUUUAUUCGAAAGUCUUACGCUCCAACGCUUUUGGGUAAGAAGAUGAAAGUCGGGGUAGUGGUGGUGUUCUUGGGACUUUUCACUGCCGGCAUCUCAUUGAUUCCAGAAGUUUCUCUUGGCCUAGACCAAAGAGUUGCGAUCCCAGAUGACUCUUAUCUGAUCCCAUAUUUCAACGAUCUAUAUGACUACUUCGAAUCUGGCCCACCAGUAUACUUUGUCACUCGGGAAUUGAAUGUCACCCAGAGGCUGCACCAGCAACAGCUGUGCUCUCGAUUCAGUACCUGUGAGCAAGACUCCAUCACAAACAUCAUUGAAGGAGAACGAAAGAGAUCAAAUUUAUCUUACAUCGCUUCAACUCCGGCGAGCUGGAUCGACGACUAUUUUCGCUGGCUGGAUCCAAAUCUCGCGGAAUGUUGUGUAGAGAAUGGGAAGACAUGCUUCGCAGAUCGCGAUCCAGCAUGGAACAUCUCCCUGUACGGAAUGCCUGAGGGCCAGGAGUUCAUGCACUACCUUGAGAAGUGGAUCGAAGCUCCUUCAGAUGCCGACUGCCCCUUGGGUGGAAAAGCUGCUUAUAGCAGUGCUUUGGUUAUUGAUGCAGAGAGGGGGACGAUCCCAGCAAGCCAUUUCCGAUCUGCUCACACUCCACUUCGGAGCCAAGAUGCAUUCAUUGACGCCUACGCAUCUGCUCGAAGGAUUGCAGAUGGUCUAAGCAAGAGCUCAGGUGUGGAUGUUUUCCCAUACAGCGUGUUCUACAUUUUCUUCGACCAAUAUGCAACUAUCGUCCGACUCACAGCAACACUUCUCGGCUCAGCCCUCGGGCUUAUCUUGAUAAUAUCAUCCAUCCUGCUCGGAUCCGUGAGAACAGGCGCUGUGGUCACUGCAACAGUCAUCAUGAUUGUCGUUGACAUUAUCGGCACGAUGGCCGUGUUUAAUGUGUCUCUUAAUGCUGUCAGUCUCGUGAAUCUCAUUAUUUGCGUGGGUAUUGGGGUUGAGUUCUGCGCCCACAUUGCCCGCGCAUUCAUGUUCCCAUCCCGCGCCGUGAUGGAGCGCGCAAGCAAGAAGUUCCGAGGAAAGGACGCUCGAGCAUGGACUGCUCUUGUCAACGUUGGCGGCUCUGUGUUCUCAGGCAUCACAAUCACCAAGUUACUUGGAGUAUCCGUCCUAGCAUUCACGCGAAGCAAGAUCUUCGAGAUCUACUAUUUCAGGAUUUGGUUGGCACUGGUAAUUUUCGCCGCUACACAUGCUCUGAUCUUCUUGCCGGUGGCAUUGAGUCUGUUGGGCGGAGAAGGGUAUAUGGACCCUGAAAGUGAGGGAGGUUUGGAGGAAGAUUUGGCGAGUAGGCGCUAUAGAGCGUUGUUGCCAGAGGAGGAGGAUGACUCUGAUGACGAAUAUUAGUGGUUUAAGAUGUGCAUGGUCCUAAAUUUCUCUGUAUUUUUAACGAUUGCAUGGAUAUUGCAUACUAGAUAGAGAUAUAGUGCAGACAUGUGAAGCUUGAGAUUUAUCAUAUCUGAACUAUUGGCUCUCGCGAGUAACAAACCAGCUCCGCCAAUUGCCUGAGGAUCCACUGAAAACAUGUAUUUCUGGCGUCCUUUGCUCUUUCCACUCAUCCGCGAUACUCGUAGGGCAUCAACCCUUAAGAAUGG